Molecule: messenger RNA, 1584 nt
Organism: Manihot esculenta (cassava)
Lineage: Eukaryota; Viridiplantae; Streptophyta; Magnoliopsida; Malpighiales; Euphorbiaceae
Exons: 3
Coding region: 1-1584 (527 amino acids)
Source: RefSeq, a predicted model, not a curated record
AUGUCGGUAGAUCGUAGUUGGAUGUAUGAGCGACUAGAUCAAAAUGGCUUCCUUAAUUCUGAAUUUGAGAUUGGAGUAGAGACAUUUCUAAAUUUUGCCUAUUCACAAGUACAGUUUAUAUGCCAAGAUAAAAUUCGUUGUCCAUGUUCUAAGUGUCAGAAUAGAAAAUUUCAAAAUAGGCAAUAUGUUACUUAUCAUCUUUGCAAAAAUGGAUUUGUUGGAGGGUACACUAAGUGGAUUGCGCAUGGUGAAUCUAUCACUCAUGAAAUAAAUUCUGAACAACUUGAGGAACAGUCUACUGAUUAUCUUGCUACAACCAACAAUGUCAAUGAUUAUAGAAGCAUGGUCACAGAAGCAAUGGAUAUAAAUUGUGGUACAUUUGGAGUUGGUAAUUCUGAAAUGGACAAUCAAACCAUGGAACAGAAUUUAGAAGUUUCAAAAUUCUAUGAAUUGUUACAUGAUGCGGAUGUGCCGUUAUGGGAAGGCUGCAAUAAUCAUACCAAGUUAUCUGCUGUAUCUCAAUUACUGAACUUAAUGUUAGAAUUUCACAUCAGUCAUAGUUGUUUUGAUAAGUUUAUGGGAACAGUAAAAAGUAUGCUACCAGAAGGAAACCUCUUACCGGAUAAUUUUUAUAAUACGAAGAAGAUGAUGUCCACUCUAGGCCUUGGUUAUACAAAAAUCGAUGUUUGUGUAAACAAUUGUAUGUUGUACUUUCAAGAAAACAUCGACAGAACAUCAUGUACAAUAUGUGGUCACCCUCGAUAUAAACCAAUACAAUCAUUUGUGGGGCGACGGAAAAAGAGACCAUUUAAAGUGUUGCGAUAUCUGCCUUUAAUUCCCAGACUCCAAAGACUUUUUAUGUCAUCCAAAACUGCUCAGCAUAUGGUUUGGCAUGCUUCUAACCAACAUGUAGAUGGUAGUAUGGUGCAUCCUGUUGAUAGUGAGGCAUGGAAACAUUUUGAUCGCACCCACUCUUGGUUUGCAUCUGAUCCAAGAAAUGUUCGGCUUGGAUUAUGUACUGAUGGAUUCAACCCUUUUGGACAACGGUCUAAGCCGUAUUCUUGUUGGCCCGUAAUUGUUGUAGUUUACAAUUUACCUCCAUGGAUGGCAAUGAAAAAACCUUACAUGUUUCUGAAUAUGGUAAUUCCAGGUCCUAAAAGCCCUGGAAAAAGCUUGGAUAUUUUUUUGAGGCCUUUGAUUGAUGAGUUGAAAAUAUUGUGGCAUGAAGGAGUUUGGACUCAUGAUGCUAAUUCUAACCAAAACUUUCAAAUGAAAGCAGCACUGUUAUGGACAAUAAGUGAUUUUCCUGCAUAUGAAAAGAAUGUGUUUGAUAAUAUAUUCUACACAGUUAUGGAUGUGAAUGGAAAAUCAAAGGACAAUAUCAAGGCACGACAAGAUUUAAAAGUCUAUUGCAAUCGUCCUGAGUUAGAAUUGUUGUAUAAUAAUGGUAAAGUAUACAAACCUAAAGCCACUUAUUCUUUGAAUAAAGAACAGAAACGGUCAAUUUGUCAGUGGCUUAAGGAUUUGAGGUUACCUGACGGCUAUGCUUCGAACAUUGCUCAGUCUCGGUUUGGAAUGCUUUGA